This is a messenger RNA of Ambispora gerdemannii, 1020 nucleotides long. The record is from the annotation of a GenBank genome assembly. NCBI's taxonomy places the organism in Eukaryota, Fungi, Glomeromycota, Glomeromycetes, Archaeosporales, Ambisporaceae.
AUGACAUCAAAAGUAGCGCUUUUAGCCGCUGCAAUUUCAGCUAUUACUAAUGAACCAGUUCUCUCACAUGAUGACUAUCUCAUCAAAAAACAAAAUCGACGGUUACCGUCGGAAUCUUAUCCGAAGUAUCUGUUCAAAGGACAACUUAGUGUAGACUCAAUGCACCAGUCACACCUUGUUGGUGGGCAGAUCGAUACAUUCUUUGAAGAUCAUCCGACUAGGAAUCGUAAUUCAGGACAACAUCAUAUAUAUGUGAAAACCUUAACCGGACAAACAAUUCACAUUUAUCCUAAAUUAACGUAUACAAUUGGUAAAGUCAAAAGAUUAAUUCAAGAUAUAAAAGGAAUUUCUCCGGAUCAACAACGUCUCGUCUUUUCCGGAAUAGUACUUGAAGACAGUCGUUCACUUGUCGAUUACGCUAUUAAGGAAGAGGCUACAUUGUAUUUGGUUCUUUGUCUUCCUGGUAGUGGCCCUAGAAUUCUUUUUUGCUCUUUCCUUAAUUCCGAUCAAUUAGACUCACGUUUUGAUUUCGACUUUACAAAUGUCUUUGACACCACCGAUGUUGUAUUCAUGCGUGGAAAUUUCCAAUAUAAACGACCAUGUGGCUGGAAUAGGAUAGCACUUAAAGUCUUAAAUAAAUACGGGACUGACAAUGCCUGGCUCGGUGCCACUUCCAAGAAUUUUCGCCAAAAAUCUGGCACCAACGAAUGGCCAGUUUCUUACCAUGGAACCGCAAAAGACAAUUGUCACUCAAUCGCCGAAGAUGGAUACAUGUUAUGUAAAGGAAAACGAUUUGCAUUUGGCCGUGGUAUAUAUUCUACGCCUGAUAUCAAUGUCGCAGCGAGAUACGCCGAAAAAUUCACUUAUGAUGGUCAAGAGUAUCGCGUGGUGAUUCAGAAUCGCGUCAAUCCUGACACAUUGGUCAGAAUCUCGGCAGAAAAAACGGGGUAUGGCGAGUAUUGGAUUUCUCCGACUAGCACUGAUAUUCGUCCGUAUGGUAUUUGUAUUAAAAAGGUUUGA